GCUGAUUUUAGUGAAAUUUUUGGUGACGAGAGAUCCCGCCUUUGUAUUCCAAUUUUUGGCACCAGAAAUUUUGAAAUCCCCAAAUUUGGUUUUUGUUUCUCCUCUUAAUCGUUAGUUUUCUUGAUUUAGGGUUUUCGAGUUUCUCGCGAAAACUUGUGAGAUCUGUGGAGGUUUUCAUGGCGACCGAAACCCUAGAAGAGAAGAGAUCGGAAGUGGAAUCACCGGCGAAGGAGGAAGUUGGUGUUGGUGAUGCCCCGAAGGAGAAGGAGAUAGAGAAAGAAGAAACGGAUUCGCCCAUAAAUGACGGUGGGGAGAAGAAGAAAGAGGUAGAAGAGGAUGAAGCGAAAGAUGGAGAAUUGGAGGAGAAAGAUGAAGACGAGGGUAAAGAAAGUGCAGAAGAAAAAGAGAACGAGGAGAAAGAUGAAGAAGAGGGUAAAGAAAGUGCCGAGGAAAAGGAAGAAGAAGAAGGAAUUGGCAGUAAGAAAUCGUCGGAGAAGGAGACUCCGACUAGUGAUAGGCCUACGAGGGAGAGAAAGAAGGUUGAGCGAUUCUCGUUGUCUACUCCUAUGCGGUCUACACCGAGCAAGUCCGUUUCAAUUGAAAAGGGUAGUGGAACACCGCUCAGGGAAAUUCCAAAUGUGGCUUAUAAACUAUCCAAGAGAAAAGCUGACGACAACCUGAUGUUACUACACACCAUUCUUUACGGGAAGAAAGCAAAGGGACAGAUGGUUAAGAAAAACAUUGGUCAAUUUUCUGGCUUUGUAUGGUCAGAGAAAGAGGAGGAGAAGCAAAGAGGACGAGCAAAGGAGAAGCUUGACAAAUGCACAAAAGAAAAAUUAAUCUUUUUUUGUGAUGUGCUUGAUAUACCUAUAAACAGAAGUAACAUUAAAAAAGAAGAACUAGCUGUCAAAGUGCUUGAAUUUCUGGAAUCUCCCAAGGCAUCAAGAGAUGUUAUACUUGCUGAUCGAGAAAAGCAAGCCAAGAAGCGCAAGAGCACACAAAAAAGGGGGAAAUCUGGAGAAUCAUCAGACACCCCAGCCAAGAGGAAAAGGCAAACAAAAAAGCGAGAUCAUCCAUCCGAAACAGAAGAAGGCAAGGAUGAGGGAGCUUCUGAUUCUGAAGGCAAUAAAGAUACUGAUGAUGAAGAUGAUGCUGCAGCAGAAGAAGAAACUGACCAUGAGGAGACUGAAUCUGAAGAUGAGAAAGACAAAGCUGAAGAUGAAAAGCCAUUUGAUAAGAGAAGCUCAUCGAAAAAGACUGAAGAGGAGAGCUCAGGGACCAAAGGUAAGGAACAAGCUUCUGCCAAAGGUUCUAAAAAAUCUGGUGAAAACUCCUCCAAAAAAGGUGCUAAGUCAACUUCAUCCUCAAACAAGAAGCAAAAAGUUGACCACGAGGAGUCUUCUAAAGAGAAAAGCAAGAAACAGUCAAGUAAGCCACGGGCUAAGGGAUCUAAAGAGAAAGGAAAUGCCACUAAGAAAGGCAAAGCUGAGCCCACCAAAGAACAGAUGCUUGCAGUGGUUUCCAAAAUUCUGAAGGAAGUAGACUUCAAUACGGCAACACUAUCAGAUAUUCUGCAGAAGCUAAGCGACCAUUUCGGUGUUGAUCUCUCGCAUAGAAAACCAGAGGUGAAAGAAGUUAUCACAGAUGCUAUAAAUGAUAUGACUGAUGAAGAAGAAGACGAAGAGGAAAAAUCUGAGGCUGGAAGUGACAAGGAGAAGGAAGAAGAAAAAGACAAAGAAGAAGAUGAUGAAGAGGAACAAGCUGAGGCUGAAAGUGACAAAGUGAAGGAAGAAGAAAAAGUAAAAGAAGAAGAAGAGGGAAAGCAAAAGGAUUAAGGUAAGUGAUUUGUCUUCUCUCGAGAUCUGAUGUGAAGAGAAGCAAAAGUGAUCAACACCUGUGUUGAAUAAGAGCAAGUGAUAAUUAGAGGAUGUUGAAUCUAUACUGUGUGAUCUCUAUAGUUUCAUCAUGUAUGUGUAGCUGUUACCUGUUAGGUUUUCUAGUCCUUGUUCUAUUUGAUACCCUGAACCUGAUAGCUGAGUUCAAUUUAAGACAUCUUCGUAAUCCAGGAUAUUAAUAUGAUUCUGUUU
This is a messenger RNA of Eutrema salsugineum, 2087 nucleotides long. RefSeq names its product protein DEK. Gene Ontology annotation, biological process: chromatin organization; regulation of double-strand break repair. The coding region runs from base 177 to 1835 and encodes 552 amino acids. Lineage: Eukaryota; Viridiplantae; Streptophyta; Magnoliopsida; Brassicales; Brassicaceae. The transcript is spliced from 11 exons. Gene Ontology annotation, cellular component: nucleus. Gene Ontology annotation, molecular function: histone binding; DNA binding. The record is from RefSeq and is a predicted model, not a curated record.